Yamadazyma tenuis ATCC 10573 is the source of this 2436-nucleotide messenger RNA. RefSeq names its product DEAD-box RNA helicase (gene PRP5). Gene Ontology annotation, biological process: chloride ion homeostasis; chloride transmembrane transport; cell volume homeostasis. Gene Ontology annotation, cellular component: vacuolar membrane. Gene Ontology annotation, molecular function: ATP binding; RNA helicase activity; nucleic acid binding. NCBI's taxonomy places the organism in Eukaryota, Fungi, Ascomycota, Pichiomycetes, Serinales, Debaryomycetaceae. The record is from RefSeq and is a predicted model, not a curated record.
AAGGAAAUGAAUGCUACUAACGAUGCAGAGAAGCACAGACAGCGUCAAGAGAAGUUGGCUGCGUGGAAACAAAAGAAGUUACAGAAGGGUAAUGCUGACGAUGAUGAUAAAAAACGUAAAAGAUUAGAAUUGUGGAGGAUAAAGAGACUCGGGAAAUCUACCGACUCAAGUAGUCCAACAAAGCUGGCAACUGAUGGGGCUCCUAAAGCAAAGGUAAUGCCUACUUUGAAAUUAACGAAGGUGCAGAAGCCGAAGAUUGAUACUGCUAAACGAUCGAUUUUUGGUGAUGAAGAUGAAGAAGACGAUACGAGACCAAAGUUCAAAAAACCCACUUUGGGAACCGAGGAAACCCCAAAAAAAGCUACUGAUGAAGAGGAGGAUAUUGACUUGGACAUGUUUAUCGAGAGCAUCAGCAAGAAUGAUACGCCAACAAAAGUAGUUUUGCAGUCGGAUAAUGAACACGAAGACGAAGACUUUGAAGAGGAUUCCGAUACUCAAAACGAUAUACUAUCAUCUAAACUCAAGAAGUUACAGGAGAGAGAAAAGGCCCUCGAGACCGUUGACCAUAGUUCCAUUGACUAUAAGCCCUUCAGGAGGGUAUUUUACAAACCACCAAAAGAAUUUGAAUCUUUAUCAUCUGAUGAGAUAACGAAAAUACGACAAGAUAUCAAGGUGAAAGGUGUUGACUGCCCACUUCCCAUCACAAAAUGGUCACAACUCGGUCUACCUUUGAGUAUAUUAUCGAUUUUUAAGACCCUCAACUAUGAAACUCCUUCUCCAAUUCAAUGUCAAGCAUUACCAACUAUCAUGUCAGGAAGAGAUAUAAUUGGAGUAGCUAAAACUGGGUCAGGAAAGACUCUUUCAUUUGUUUUGCCUAUGAUUAGGCAUGUACAAGAUCAGGAUCCAUUGCAAGAAGGAGAUGGGCCAAUUGCUUUGAUAUUGACACCAACUCGAGAAUUAGCUUUUCAGGUUAACAAAGAAAUCUCGAACUUCAGCAAGUCUGUCAGCUCAUGCUGUUGUUAUGGGGGGUCAAGUAUAGAAUCCCAGAUUGCCGAACUAAAGAAAGGAGUGCAGGUCAUUGUGGGAACUCCUGGUAGAGUAAUCGACUUAUUGACCGUGAAUAGUGGUAGAGUCACUAACUUGAAAAGAGUAACAUAUUUGGUUUUGGAUGAAGCAGAUAGAAUGUAUGAUAUGGGGUUUGAACCUCAAGUCAAAAAGAUUAUAUCACAGGUGAGGCCUGAUAGACAAACAGUGCUAUUUUCGGCUACAUUUCCCAGAAAAUUGGAGAAAUUGGCUAAACAUGGAUUGAAUAAUCCAGUAGAAAUAAUUGUUGGCGGAAUCAACAUAGUGGCCAGUGAAAUCAAACAAAAGUUAGAAUUGUUCGAAGUUGGUUCCUUAAAUGAAGAGGAAGUCAAUCGUAUAAAAUUCAUGAAACUUGUCGAGGUUAUUGAUGGAUUCAUCAAGGAGAACGAGAAUUCAAAAGUGUUGAUUUUCGUUGAAAAACAAGACCUGGCAGAUCUGUUAAUGGUUCAAUUAAUCUCCAGUGACUACAAUUGUGUUUCCCUUCAUGGGGGUAAAGAUCAAAUUGAUCGGAAAUUUGCUAUCAAAGAGUUCUCGUCUCCAGAUUCUGGGCUUGACAUUUUGAUUGCAACCUCUAUUGCAGCAAGGGGCCUAGACGUAAAGGGCUUGGAUCUAGUCAUUAACUAUGAUGCUCCUAGCCAUUUAGAAGAUUACAUCCAUAGGGUGGGAAGAACUGGAAGAGCUGGAAAGAACGGUACAGCGAUUACGUUCAUUACAGACCAACAGGACAGAGCUAUAGCCGACAUAAUUAAGGUUCUUACUCCACCAAUUGAUCCCAGGUUGAACAAAAUCAGUGAAGAGUUCAUUGCCAAGGUUAAGAGUGGGAAAGAGAAGUACUCUUCUGGAUUUGGUGGUAAAGGUUUAGAAAAGCUUCAACAGCAAAGAGACAGCACCAAGGAUUUAGAGCGUCAAACAUACGAAGAGAAGUCCUCCACAUCCGUGAGUGUAUCCACCACACCCAUUUCUACCACCAAACCUGCAACAGAAGAGCUUACUAGCAAUUUACCUGAUUUUGAUAUUGUGGAGGGCAUUCCAUCAGAUUCUUCAGGUCCCGACAGAUCGAAGUUCCAUUCUCGUAUUACAAUCAACGAUCUUCCUCAAACGGUGCGGUGGUUUGUUUCCAACGGAGAGAGCAUUUCAAAGAUCAUUGAAUCUACAUCUACAUCUAUUACCCAUAAGGGUCAAUUCUAUGCGAACGGUAAAGCCAAAAAAGAUGGGCCUCCAAAAUUGUACUUGCUUGUGGAAGGAUUGACUCAUGGAGCGGUUCAAGAGGCGAAUGAGAUGAUCAAACAGCGGAUGAUCGAAGGUUUACAAACAGCAAAUCAAUCAGGUUCAACUGGUAGGUAUACUGUUUAA